GAACAACCACCACAUAGCAAACCCCACUCCCUUUCUUUCUCUUUUUAUCUAUUUUUUUUCCCUUCCCUUCAUUCUCUCCCCCAAUAUUUAUACGCUCCUUUACUCUCUCCGCCACCCUCUUUCUCUUUCUCUUUCUCUUUCUCUUCUCUUUCUCUCCUUUGAUUCCCCUUUCUUCUUCUUCUUCUUCCCCCAUUUCCCUUUUUUCUCUCCGCCGAUCAUGCUCUACGACGACCAAUGGCUUACCGCUGCCAUGGCCGACGACACCCUCGUCGCUGAGUUAUUGUUUAGGUUGAAGCAGUCGCAGGCUGUCUUGCCUUCUAAAUCUCCUCUUCCUGUGACGGUCCCCUUUACAUGGGGGAUUAGACAACCGAGGUCCAGGAUGUCCACGGCCACGGCCACGUCCACGGCGGCGGCGGCAGCGUCUGCUAUGGCUACGGUGGCGGUCAGAUGUGGCGAUGUUGUCUUGCACAGGAAUAAUAAGGAUGUUGAUUCCACUAGAUGCAGUCCUACCACUCCGCUUUCAUGGAGUGGUGGAGCUUCUCCUUCUGCUACGCUUGAUGGUUUUGAGGACUCGAGCCGUCCUGCUACUCUCUCUCAGGCUGCUUCCAGAUUUAAGGGUGCUGCUGGAAAUGAGUCGGUGGCUGGUAAUACUACAAAGAGGCUAAGACGAAAGAAGACAUUUGCUGAACUUAAGGAAGAGGAAAGCAUGCUUUUGAAGGAGAAACUUCAUCUAAAAAUGGAACUGGCCACUCUACGGGCAAACUUCGAAGAACAAAGAGCCAAGAAUGAGAGUCUGAAGAAAAUGAAGGUGGAUUUCAACUUGAAAUACACAGAGAAAUUCAGUACAAACUCCAACAUGAUGCCAGAAGAAUCUACAUCCACACUAACCCAUCAAAGGGAAAGCUCAAAUAUUGAAAAAUUUUCUCCUACAUUGCCAUUCACAGCAUCAGGAUCAGGUUCUUUCGAGGCUCAAUCACAGAAGAACUGCAAAUCAACCGAAGAAGAUUGUGGCUUUCUCUUACCAGAUUUAAAUAUGACACCCUCAGAAGAUUGACUAAGGUGAAAAUACAUUAAUUCUCUCUCUUUCGCUCUCUAAUAUGACAUAGUGGAAGGAUUCUGUGAAAUUAAAGCUGGCAGGCACAGAUAAGUAAAGUCAUGAGCCCCAAUGGCUUUACAAUUUGUUGAUGGCAAAAAAGUUUGCUAUCUUGUAGAAGACCCAACCAGACUGUUAUAUUAGCAUUUGUUAAUUCCUGUUUUCUACAAUUUUUUUUCUUUGUGAAGGCUGUAAUUCUGUGGGUUAAACAAAUUGUUGAAUCCCUCUAGAAUGGUGUAGGGUUUGAUUCAUUCGUUGUAGCGUUUAUUAUAGGUACAUAGUCACGGAAUUUGUUUUUUUUUAUGACUUUGUUAUAAAAAUUAUUUUUUUUGGCCAUUUCUA
Molecule: messenger RNA, 1435 nt
Organism: Benincasa hispida (wax gourd)
Lineage: Eukaryota; Viridiplantae; Streptophyta; Magnoliopsida; Cucurbitales; Cucurbitaceae
Source: RefSeq, a predicted model, not a curated record